GCCGAGAAACCAUCAUAACGGCUAAGAAAACAUUUGAAUUUCAAAGACCUAAACCCCUCUCUCUAUAUCUCACUCUCUUCACAUCACUUUCUCUCUCGCAACGCAACUCAAUCCACAACAAUGGCUUCACUAACACCAGGAAUAAUCCUCAAACUACUACAAGCAAUGAACUCCGACACACGUGUCACCGGCGACCAUCGUUCCCCUCUUUUACAACUCAUCGGAAUUGUCCCAGCCUUAGCCGGCACCGAUCUCUUCUCCAACCAAGGCUUUUACCUCAACCUCUCCGAUUCACUUAAUUCAACCUACGUCCUUCUCUCUCACCCUGACACUGACCUAAUUCUCUCUAACCGUCUUCAAUUAGGUCAAUUCCUCUACGUCGAUCGUUUCCAUUUCAACAAUCCUCUUCCCACUGUUUCCAAUAUUCGUCCCCUUUCUACUCGUCAUCCCUUUUUAGGAACCCCUGAACCCUUGGUCGCUCGAAUUUCAUCUUCCUCUAGGCAUUUUACUAUUCAACCUCUCUCCGAUUCUGACGAUCCUCUUUCUCUUUAUCUCUCACAACCUUCCAAUCAACAACAACAGCACCAACAAGUGCAAUCGAAUAAUUCAAGACAGCCUCUUGCUCCGAGAGAUAAUUUACCUGUUCCGCAGAGGUUUUCUUCUCCGGCCACUGCAAAGAGGUCACAGUCCGCCGGGAAAUUUAAUAAGAUUUCUGCUGAGAGAGAUCCUUCUCCGGCGGGAAAGGGGAAGAGAUCUUCUUCCCCGGUGCCAUCCAAAUGUGUGGUUCCGAGUUUGGUUUCGGCUCGGGAGGAGAAUCGGAAGGUUUCACGGGAGGCUGCUAUUAUUGUUCCGUCGAGGUAUCGACAGCCGUCUCCAACUGCCAGGAAGCAGCCUUCGCCGAAUCCUAGAAGAGCUUCGAUUUCUCCGGGGAGAAGGUUGUCUGGUGGUUUGAAGUUUUCACCCGUUGUAGUUGAUUCGUCGGCUAAGAAGAAGAUGGUGGCUGGGAUUUCUAGGGUUUCUGAUGCGUUGGUUGGGUCUACGAAGACGACAAGGAAGAAUUGGGAUGAACUAAAUGUUGAAGGUGAAUCUAAGGAAAAGGGUACUGCGUCUAGAAAUAGGGUUGAUUCUCAAUCAAUCUUGCGUACUCAGGCUGCAAUGUCAAGGAGAUUGAGUGAUGUGAAAGGUCAAAAAUUUGAUGACAAUGAAUCUUCUACUGAUGAGAAUACUAAAGUCUGUUCUCCUCAAAGUUGUUCGAAGUCAGAGAAAUCCAAGUUUGCUGGUCUUGGUAUUACAAUUCAUGAGAAGAAAUGGACUGAUGGAAGUGUUCCUCUUGAUGCAGUACCUGCCAACCUUGAAAGGCUCGGAAAGGAGGCAAUGCAAAGGAAAGCUCUUGCUUCUGCAGCUGCUGCUGCAGCAUUAGAGGAGGCCAAUGCUACUGAAUGUAUAAUAAGAAAUUUAAGCAUGUUUUCAGACCUCUGUUCUGUGUGCAAAGCCAAAAAUCCUUUGCCAACCAUAGACAGGUUUUUUACAAUCUAUGAGGAUGUACUAAAAUCAACUGCAAUGGCUGAAACUGUUGCUAAUAGUCACAAUAUCGAGAAACCCAAUGACAGCAUUCCAACAGAGCAAUCAAAAUCACUCUCUCUUUGGGUUGAAGCUGCUUUGGCCACUGAUCUUCAGAUAGUAUCUCUUCUUACUGAAACCGGUGCAGAUACUACUCCAUCAGCUCUUCAGAAAAGCCUGUCAAAACGACACUCUCUUAACGCAACUAAGUAUAAUUUGAAAGUCUUUUCAUCUCCAACAUCCAGUCCAAGUGAUGGUGUGUGGACAAAAGGUAGUGGAAUGAAAGAGACAGUGGAGCUUGGAACAAGUUUGCUGUCAGAAAUGCAAAUAUGGUUUCUACGUUUUGUGGAAGAGUCCCUUGAAGCAGGAUUUAAAGUGUUUGGAGAUUGUGCAAGUGAUGGCAAGAAAACAUUGCCUCUGGAUGGUGGCUCCAUUGCUAUUGUUUUAUCACAUUUGAAACGGGUAAAUGCAUGGUUGGACCGCAUUGUUUCUAAAGGGAAUCACUCACUGGCUGAUAAGAUUGAAAAAUUGAAGAGAAAGAUCUAUGGUUUUGUUAUCCAGCAUGUAGGAUCAUCUUUUGAUAAUUCAACAUCACCUAUUUCAUCCUGAUUUUCUUGUUUUGUUUUUUCAUUUAAGUUUGGAUGUUGAAGUUGUGAUGAAAGGAAGAACUUCUUCUGUCAUCAAAUAUACUGUUAUGCAUGCAAGGCAAGUGAUUAUGGAAUCACUGUAAAUUCGAGUAUGAUUAAUGAUUAUUGCAUUGUUAACCAUAAUACUAUCUGUUAAAUUUAAACUUUAAAGUUGUUUUA
Cicer arietinum (chickpea) is the source of this 2366-nucleotide messenger RNA. RefSeq lists its product as uncharacterized. The record is from RefSeq and is a predicted model, not a curated record. NCBI's taxonomy places the organism in Eukaryota, Viridiplantae, Streptophyta, Magnoliopsida, Fabales, Fabaceae.